AUGGCACAAACAAAUGGACAUGAUCGUCCACAGCCUCCCUCAACAGGGGCAGCGCGGCUCCGCGAGUUGAUGGCGGGAGGAAAGAUAGUCGUCUGUCCGGGAGUGUAUGACGGAUUCAGCGCCCGAAUCAUGAUCGAAGCGGGCGUGGAUGCGAUGUACAUGACUGGCGCCGGCACGUCCAUAUCGCGACUGGGAAUGGCCGACUUGGGGCUUGCCACCAUGAACGAGAUGGCUACCAACGCAGCCAUGAUCGCCGGCCUCGAUCCGGUAGUCCCUCUCAUUGCCGACGCAGACACUGGGUACGGUGGACCGUUGUCGGUGCGACGGACCGUGCAGGAAUAUAUCAAAGCUGGUGUCGCCGGGUUACAUUUGGAGGACCAAGUUCAAACGAAACGAUGCGGCCACCUCGGCUCCAAAGAGCUGGUCGACGAAGAGGUUUACAUUUCACGGAUCAGAGCUGCUGUCCUGGCCCGGGCGGCGAUUCCUAACGGAGACAUUGUGAUCAUCGCGCGCACCGACGCAUUACAGGGGCUUGGGUACGAUGCCGCUGUUAGUCGAUUGAAAAAGGCCCUUGCCGCCGGAGCAGAUGUCGCGUUUCUUGAGGCCCCGACAAAGAUUGAACAAAUGCGUGCUGUGUGUCAAGACUUGGCACCGGCGCCGGUCCUGUUGAACAUGGUCACCGGCAGUAUCACACCUAAUAUCAGUGUCGACGAGGCUCAAGAGGUGGGCUACCGAAUAAUCAUCUAUCCGGCCCUUGCACUAGGCCCUGCUUAUGAGGCAAUCAGCGCCGCGGCCAACGAGUUAAAGGGGACGGGCACGGUGAAGCUAGGCAAGGUCAUGGUCGGCGGUCCGAAAAAGUUGUUCGAGACAUGCGGUCUGAACGAAUUGAUAGCCUUUGAUCUGGCUUCUGGAGGCUCGGCUUAUAAGAACGGCGUCUGA
Cladophialophora psammophila CBS 110553 is the source of this 939-nucleotide messenger RNA. RefSeq names its product methylisocitrate lyase. The record is from RefSeq and is a predicted model, not a curated record. The transcript has a single exon. Gene Ontology annotation, molecular function: catalytic activity. Bases 1 to 939 code for a protein of 312 amino acids. NCBI's taxonomy places the organism in Eukaryota, Fungi, Ascomycota, Eurotiomycetes, Chaetothyriales, Herpotrichiellaceae.